UUGCUAUACUAACAACACAAACAUGGGUGCCACCUCUAAACUUUGGCUAUUCCCCAUGUCUUUCCUCUUGUUAGUCUAUGGAGGUGUUGAAACCCAAGCCUCACACAUUGUUCUACAAAGCCUUGAAGCCCUCCACCCACCUUUCCCCAACCAAACUUAUAGAACAUCUUUCCAUUUCCAACCUCCUAGGAAUUGGAUGAAUGAUCCUAAUGGGGCAAUGGUUUAUAAAGGGCUAUACCACAUAUUCUACCAAUACAACCCAAAUGGUGCAGCUUUUGGCAAUAUAUCAUGGGGACACUCUACUUCAAAAGACCUAGUUAACUGGAGAGCUCAUAGUCUUGCCCUCUCUCCAUCCCAGCCGUACGAUAUAAACGGUGCAUGGUCCGGUUCAGCGACGAUUCUCCGGUCCGGCGAGCCGGCCUUGCUCUACACCGGCAACGAUUCAAGAAACCGGCAGGUUCAAAACUUGGCCGUGCCCAAAACCCCAUCCGACCCGUACCUCCAAGAAUGGGUAAAAUCAGCCCGGAAUCCAUUAAUCUCGCCAAACAGAUACAACAUGAUCAAUGCUACGUCGUUUAGGGACCCCACGACGGCCUGGCUAGGCCUCGACGGGGAUUGGAGAAUCGUAAUAGGGAGCAAAGUUGAGCGCCGGGGAUUAGCUAUCCUGUAUAGGAGUAAGGAUUUCGUUGACUGGGUCGAAGCCGAACAGCCUCUUCAUUCAGCUGAAGGAACAGGAAUGUGGGAGUGUCCCGAUUUCUAUCCCGUUUCUGCUGGUAACCCAACCGGCCUGGACACUUCAUCGUACGGUCCCGGGAUCAAACAUGUAUUGAAAGUGAGCCUGGAUGACUCUAAGCAUGAAUACUACACAAUCGGAACGUACGACCGUGUCGAGGAUAAGUAUAUCCCGGAUACAGAAUCCGUGGAUAACGGCUCCGGCUUAAGAUACGAUUAUGGCAAGUUUUAUGCGUCCAAGACGUUUUAUGACAGCUUAAAGAGACGAAGAAUCCUCUGGGGAUGGAUUAACGAAUCCUUGCCAGAAUCUGAAUAUGUUAAACAAGGAUGGUCUGGAGUUCAGGGAAUUCCAAGAAUUGUUUGGCUUGAUGAACCUGGAAAACAGCUGCUUCAAUGGCCAAUUCAAGAAAUAAAAAAGUUACGUUCAGGGAGAGUUGAGAUUCCUAGUACCAUGCUCGAGAACGGAUCUGUAGCAGAGGUUUCAGGAAUCAGUGCCGCACAGGCGGACGUGGUUGUAAAAUUUAAGAUAAUGGAGUUUGAGAAGGCAGAAAAAAUGGAGGAAGGAUGGACAGAUCCUCAAGAGUUAUGCAGGCAGAAGGGAGCAUCUGUACGAGGAGGAAUAGGGCCGUUUGGGUUGAAGGUUUUGGCUUCAGAAAACAUGCAAGAAUACACAGCAGUGUUCUUCAGAGUCUUCAAAGGAAGAAACAACAAUAAUCCUGUCGUGCUCAUGUGCAGUGAUCAAACCAGGUCUUCACUGAACAAGAAGACAGAUAAGACCAGCUAUGGAGCAUUUGUGGAUAUAGAUCCUAUGCAAAAAGAAUUAUCACUCAGGAUCUUGAUUGACCAUUCCAUAGUGGAGAGCUUUGGUGCAAAAGGAAAGGUUUGCAUUACUUCAAGGGUUUAUCCGACAGAGGCUAUUGGUGAGAAGGCACACUUGUAUGCAUUCAAUUAUGGAGUCCACACCAUUAAACUCUCCAAUUUGACAGCUUGGUCCAUGAAAACACCAAUCAUCAACUGAUCCCUCCUAAAUAAUUUGUGGUAAUAUAUGGAUAAAUAAAUAAAUAAGAACAA
This is a messenger RNA of Ipomoea nil (Japanese morning glory), 1803 nucleotides long. RefSeq names its product beta-fructofuranosidase, insoluble isoenzyme CWINV1-like. Gene Ontology annotation, molecular function: hydrolase activity, hydrolyzing O-glycosyl compounds. NCBI's taxonomy places the organism in Eukaryota, Viridiplantae, Streptophyta, Magnoliopsida, Solanales, Convolvulaceae. The transcript has 7 exons. Gene Ontology annotation, biological process: carbohydrate metabolic process. The coding region runs from base 23 to 1750 and encodes 575 amino acids. The record is from RefSeq and is a predicted model, not a curated record.